This is a messenger RNA of Eucalyptus grandis, 1471 nucleotides long. RefSeq lists its product as uncharacterized. Lineage: Eukaryota; Viridiplantae; Streptophyta; Magnoliopsida; Myrtales; Myrtaceae. The coding region runs from base 120 to 1268 and encodes 382 amino acids. The transcript has 4 exons. The record is from RefSeq and is a predicted model, not a curated record.
AAGCGAGACAGGACAAGCGCCGCACGCGAACGGGAAAACAGUCAAAUUCAACCAUUUAAAAAUCCUCCCGUGAUCAAUCAAUCACCGCCGCGACACCCCGCCCUUCAAGUAAUCCCUCCAUGCACCGCCGCACGCCGAUCGGCCACCGCGACGCCGCGACCGCCAUGGAAGCUCUCAACUCCCUCACCGCCAUCGCGCCGCUCCUCCUCCGCAACCUCGUCACUUCCGCCUUCAUCUUCGCCGACAAGUCCUUCCUCAGCCUCGCCGAGAAGUACCGCCUCCUCGAGCUCCUCCGCUACCUCGUCCUCUCCUCCUUCCUCUUCUUCCUCAGCUUCCUCCCUUCCCUCUUCCCCUCCUCCGCUACCCCCGAAGCCCGCCGCCGCCGGCGGCCCCGCGCCGCGCCUCCCCACUCCGCCGCGUGCGACUCCGGCAUCGCCCGCGCGCUGUCGCAGCUCCUCGCCAUCGUCAACAACGUCCCCGUGAGCUCCCGCAAGUACGAGGCCGUCCGGUCCUUGGCCGAGAGGCUCAUCGAUGAGAACCAGCAGGAGGGGACCGAGGCCCUGCUCGAGGUCAAUCGGACGGUUCUGUCGGCAGCUUUCUCGAGGACUCUCAGCCAGCUCGAGGCUGCGAUGGUGGAGAGGAGCGGCAGCGCGGCUGCGGGGCCGAACCGGGUUCUGAGGGCGAUUCGGUCCGUUCAGGAUGUGGCUAGGCGUGGGCGGGCCUGGUGGUCGAGCGAAGAGCCGACCCGGUUGGGGAGCUCGGCUGAGAAGCUUGCGGCUGAGCUGGUUUGGUUGGCACAGAAAUUGGUGGCUUGCGGGUCCGCCGAGGAUGCGGUUUGUAGUUGGGCGUCGGCUAGUAAUUUGGCUUGGCUCGCUAUCUCGGCGGAGCCGCGUCUCCAAGGUUCCCUAGUCAAGGUUUCUGCAUUCUUAUUCAAACAAGCCAAGGACAUGGGGCUGGACGAAAUCGAUGAAAGCAAGAAGGAGCAACAGCGGCAGACAAGGAUGAAGAUGUUGAUGUCAUGGUUGCCACUGCUAUGCAGAGCAAGCAAUGGAACAGAUGCCCCCGUUCUAAGCCUCAGUGAAAGAGCUGAACUGGAGAGAGUGUUGGAGCAAACAAUCGAAAUGCUGGGACAGGAGGAGGAGCAGGAAGAAGUGCUCUCCCAGUGGCUUCACCACUUCAUGUAUUGCCCAUCAUCCGACUGGCCUAAUCUUCAUGCCUCCUACACACGCUGGUGCGCUGCUUCUCGCAAGCUGUUACUUCUUCAGUGAAUGUGUAGCUGAAUUAGUCUUCCAGAAGAAGAUUCUUCACUAGCUAGAAAGUACAAGGUUUGUAGGUAUUGAUACCGCAAUAGCAUUUUAAGGUAUUAUAUGAAGUUAUGUAAUCUAAGCUUUAAGAAUGGAAGAGAGCAAAUGCUUCUCGUUGUAGAUUGUGUACUGUAAUCUAGCAAAUAUAGCAGUUAAUAUUCUUUUAA